GUCUUGUUGCCCUCCAACCUGGAGCCGGACCUCUGGUGCUAUGACUUCUGGGUGAUCCACUUUGUGGCAGCUGAGCUAAGGCACAUGGAGCAGGUCGCAGGGCGCAGCCUGAACCCCAAGAUCCAGACCGUGGCCAGACAGAUCCACUUCCUCCAGGACUGCAACAUCAGUGACCCCCUAGGCUGUACGCGACAGGGGCAGACAAACGUGUCGCAGCUGCUGGGCACCCUGAGCUACCACAUGGGAGAGCUGGAGACACAGGGGCAGCAGGAGCCAUGGCCUGUGAAGAUGAGCAAUUGCACCUAUGUGCGCUGCCGGACAGAUACCCCUGACCCCACAUCUGAGACGGCCUCACUACCAGCCCUGACCUACUCCAGGCAGAAGCAGGAGAGGACACUGGUGUCCAGGGCCAGCCCCCAGACUGGGGGGCUGGUCUUGCUAAUCUUGGUGCCCACUCUUUUGUGUCUGAGCUUUACCUUGUGGCAGCUCCGACAGAGGUUGUGGAGACAGAGGACCCAGGUGCCCGAGGAGAUGGGCACCUGAAUGGAAAGAGAACAGGACCUGAUAGGAAGCAAUGACUGGGGGUCACUAGAGCUGUCCCAGCUCCAGCCCCCAUGGGCUGCAGCCAGGCCAAGAAUGGGGGGAAAGAGCUCCUCUCCUUCUAUGGUGCCUCUCCCCUCCAUGGGCUGAGUUGGGGAGCUGGGAUCCCACCAGGGGCCUUACCCCUCAUCCCCUCCAGGGGCAUGGUGGCACCUGGAACCUGCAGCAGAAGACAUGGGUGCGGUACCCACCUCCAGUGACUAGGGGGCGUUGUGCUCAGGCCCCACCCAGGCCUUCCCUGUACAGAUUACUAUACUGUGUAUAUAGAUAAAUAGAUUUUUAUAUAAAAAUAUCUAUAUUUUAUA
Molecule: messenger RNA, 905 nt
Organism: Alligator sinensis (Chinese alligator)
Lineage: Eukaryota; Metazoa; Chordata; Crocodylia; Alligatoridae
Gene: FLT3LG
Product: fms related tyrosine kinase 3 ligand
Exons: 6
Coding region: 85-543 (152 amino acids)
Biological process (GO): positive regulation of cell population proliferation
Cellular component (GO): cell surface; membrane
Molecular function (GO): receptor tyrosine kinase binding; cytokine activity
Source: RefSeq, a predicted model, not a curated record